Molecule: messenger RNA, 1440 nt
Organism: Pieris macdunnoughi
Lineage: Eukaryota; Metazoa; Arthropoda; Insecta; Lepidoptera; Pieridae
Source: the annotation of a GenBank genome assembly
AUGUGUACCCCAAUAAGACUAUGGCAAAUACCCAAAACUAAAGGAGAUUCAUAUUCAGCGGCAUACGAAGAUCCUGAGGAUCACCACAAUUAUAGUAAAGGACAAGGGAAAACUAUUCAUUCAUUGAAAGGCCAUUACAAAGAAGAAGCACAUAGGCUGAUGAAAUGUGGUAGCGUCGAUAAAAAGGAAAAACACAUUCACGUAACCGACAAAACUCCACAAACAGAAGUCAACGUGGCAACGACUCAAAUCGAAAAUUCAAGCACCAAUGAAAUCCUUACAACAACAGAAAACCUAAGGCAAGACCCAACAACAACUGCAAACGCAGUAGAAACUGAAGAAUCAAAGACCGGGCAAAAAUCAAGUAAUGAAACAAAAGAAACAACGAUAACACCUGAAUAUUUUGUAACACUUUUCUUACCAGCUUCUGAAAAACUAGGAGUAAUAAAUGAUACCAGUCUAAAUGACAUUAGGACGCCAGAACUAAAUAUGGAAUAUUUGCCAGAAACUCUGUUACAUUUACGACGUGCACUUGAAGAAGAGCCUAUUAAUAACAUCAAUAAUGAAACAAGCAGCCAUUCUGCUGCACAAGAUAACCAUGACACCAUACUUGACAGCACACAUAAGAAUUUUGAAUUUGAAACACUUAUAAUAAAAAAUGAAGCUGAGAGAAAAAUAUCAAAUAGACCUCACCAGUUCUUGGAUCAAAACAAGGAUGCCGAUUCCAAUGAAGAAAAUGAUGGUAUAACAAUGCCUUCAAACUUGAAUGAUGAACAAUUUCCAAUAAACUAUAACAACCCUUUUGCGGAUCAACCGCCGAUGAGAUACGCGGCACCGAUAAAUCCAAAUGUAUUAAAUGUACAGGGUAAUAAUUCAAAUAAUUUAAGCCAAUCUAAUCCUAUAUCCAAUAAUCCAAUUGAGGACUCAUUAGCCGUAGAUGGUAAAACUUUUAACUCGAGUGAAAACAAAGCUUCUAACAGAAUAGCAGAAAUUAAUGAGUCUGAUAUAGACUUUCCAUUCAACGACCCACAUAUUACCGUUGAAGAUUUAAACAGACUAGCAAGUCAUCCAACUAAAGGUUUUGGUGUUUCAGAAAUAUAUAAAUCGAAUUUUAUGUUGAUUGAACAUCCCCGGGUAUGUUUUGCUUGUAGCAGCACUAAUAAUCCAUCAUGCUGGUUACCAGAUAUGAGCACACCAGCGAAAUACUGUCGCGGAGACCAAGACGCUUGUGUGACGAAAACUUACCAACACAGAGGUUACGCCUUCGUCGUCCGUGAUUGCGCCGCCUCUUGUGUAAACAGGGAUUUGUCAGAAAUCGGCUUACUUUACAAGACAUGCACAAUUUGCCACUCCGAUCUAUGUAACGGCGCUAAUUUCACUUCAUUUUCUUUGAAAACAAUUAUCUUACUUCUAAUUUCAAUCUGGUUUAAGUACAAAUAG